This is a messenger RNA of Eutrema salsugineum, 411 nucleotides long. RefSeq names its product protein CUP-SHAPED COTYLEDON 2. The coding region runs from base 1 to 411 and encodes 136 amino acids. Gene Ontology annotation, biological process: regulation of DNA-templated transcription. Gene Ontology annotation, molecular function: DNA binding. The transcript has 2 exons. The record is from RefSeq and is a predicted model, not a curated record. NCBI's taxonomy places the organism in Eukaryota, Viridiplantae, Streptophyta, Magnoliopsida, Brassicales, Brassicaceae.
AUGUCGAUGGUUGAAAAACACUACACUGAAGAUCAGGAAGAUGUAGGGUUUCGAUUUCAGCCUAAGGUUGCCAAACAACCGAAUCAUGAAUUGGAAUUAGAAGACAAGGACGACAUCUACGAUAUAGAACCGUGGCUACUUACACACACAGAGACUGAUUUUUUCGAAUCCAAAGAGUUGGUCUACUUCGUGAAACGGAUCACUCAGACGUGCCAAGGCUAUUGGAAAGCCACUGGGAAGCCAAAAGAUAUCGUGUCGGAAGAGACCGGUGUAGUGAUUGGAAGGAAGAGGAGUCUCAGUUUCUACGUCAAAGGUGAGAAGAAAGCAAGUGGUUGGACCAUGGUCGAGUACUCUCUCCACGACGGUGGCUCCUUCCAAAACCAAGUUCUCUGCCAGCACAAAGCACCAUGA